CUUCCUCGUCCUCUCUCCCUCAUCUCCUCGCUCCCGUCCUCUCUCCCUUCCCUCUCGUCUUUCUUCCCUGAACAGCCUCGCCGUUCAUAGAUUCUUACCUGUUUUACCCAGGUCUCUCCACUCAUCCGCAAUAAUGCACCCCUCACUGAGAGCGGCCGUCCGCCUGGGAUCCAUGCCAAAGCCAACACAGAGACUGGCCCAAGUCCAGCGCCAGUUCACUUCAUCUGCUGCGCGCCGGAAAGAAAUCCAGGAUGCCUACAUCCUCAGCGCUGCACGGACGCCCACUGCGAAGUUCAACGGUUCAUUCGUGAGCGUCUCCGCUCCACAGCUCGGUGCUGUGGCAAUCAAGUCGGCCAUCGAGAAGUCCAAGGUUCCUGCCGAGAAAAUUACAGAUGUCUACAUGGGCUGCGUCCUUCAGGGCUCUAUCGGACAGUCCCCUGCCAGGCAAGCAUCCAUGUUCGCCGGCCUGUCCCCAAUCGUGGAGGCCCUCACCAUCAACAAGGUCUGCGCGUCCGGCAUGAAGGCGGUCGUUCUCGCCGCCCAGAACGUUCAGCUCGGUCUUGCCGAGGCCCAGGUCGCCGGCGGAAUGGAAAACAUGUCCCGCGUGCCGUACUACUUCCCGCGCGCCAGCCAACAGGCUCCGUUUGGAAAUGCUACGAUGGAAGAUGGCCUGAUCAAGGAUGGCCUGUGGGACGUUUACAACAAGUUCCACAUGGGAGUGUGUGCCGAGAACACUGCGAAGAAAUACAACAUCACUCGACAGGACCAAGACGAAUACGCCAUCCGUUCCUACCAACGCGCCCAGGCUGCCUGGAAAGAGAACAAAUUCGCCGAUGAAAUUGCCCCCGUCACCGUCAAAAACAAAAAGGGCGAGGUCGUCAUUUCCCGCGAUGAGGGUUUCGAAGAUCUUCGCGCCGACAAGAUGGCCGCCCUCAAACCCGCUUUCGUCCGUGAUGGUACCGGCACUGUGACCGCCGGCAACGCAUCCACUCUGAAUGACGGCGCAUCCGCUCUCGUCAUCACCAACGAAGCCCUUGCCCGCGAGUACGGUUCCGGAAGCCGGGUCCUCGCUCGCAUUGUUUCAUCCGCUGAUGCUGCUAUCGAUCCCAUCGACUUCCCGGUUGCACCUGCAAAGGCUGUCCCCAUUGCCCUUGAGCGAGCCGGUCUCACCAAGGAUCAAAUCUCUAUCUGGGAGUUCAACGAGGCAUUUGCCGCCGUGAUCAAGGCCAAUGAGAAGAUUCUCGGUCUCGAAAACGCGACCGUCAAUCCUCUCGGUGGUGCCAUCUCCCUCGGCCAUGCCCUCGGCAGCUCCGGCUCACGUAUCCUGACGACUCUGCUCCACCAACUUAAACCUGGUGAAUAUGGCUGCGCUGCGAUUUGCAAUGGUGGCGGUGCUGCUACCGCCAUUAUUGUGCAGAGAGUGGAAAAGGUGCAAUGACUACGUUUUGUUUUGCAGGUAAUGAGCGGACAAUACACAAAAAGAUUUCCUUUUAACGUCUAACCCGGGUAAAAUUCUGAAUCCGCAUGUAUAUACGAUGUUUGUUUGGCGACUUGGAUAUUUUUGAUACCAGUUUAAAUACCAGCUUCUUGUUUCGCGUUCAUUUUUUGAGCCUCAUCCGCAUGUCACGCCAUUAUGUAUUGAUUUAUAGGUUAUUGUAUACUUCGCACCAAGCCAUAGUUCCAACCCCAGGUAGGAAUCCGUUUCUUACUGGGUGGUGUCCAUCAUCAACUCUAUCCUAUACAAGAUACUAACCGAGACCCCAAGGUACCAACCACCCCACUAAAAAGACAACCCCCCACGUAAACAUGUUGAAUACAAAAGAAGUAUGUUCCAUAGGAUACUCCAUACACCCGGGAGACUAUGAACCUAUGAACCUACGAGAUGAAUUUGUUGCCCCCUCCGCACCAGCACCGACCUUCGCCUUCCCGUUCCACUUGCACCAGAAUAUCCAUAUUACGUUCGCGGAGGUAAUCGAUAGUCCUGCGCUGAACGUCUGCCAUGUCCGUACCUCGGGAAGCGAUGACAUGGAUAACCCCCAAGAUAUUUUGCAUUUCCUUUUCGCCGUGGGAAUGAGUAUGAUCGUUGCAGUCACGGGCGUGGCUCGGGGUACUACCGUGCCGAUGAUGAUGAUUAUGAUGAUCGUGAUCGUGAUCGUGCUGCGGAUGGUGAUGGUGAUGAUGAUGACCAUGUCCAUGUUUCUUGUCAUGGUGUGUGUCAUCAAGCCAGAACUUAGGCACAGUGUAUCCCGCGACACCACGUAAGGUACUGAUGCCGGCAAGGGUAUCGCGGAGGUUAUACUCAACGUCCGCGGGAACAGCGAGAAGAAGAGUCUUGGCCGUGGUCUUGACGAGGGGAAUGGCGGAGACAAAGAUAAGGACGGCAAUAAUGCAGGAUGCGAUAGGAUCGAAGCCAGCCCAGCCAAAAAAGUGUACCAGGACGGUUGAGCCAACGACAGCAACGGACCCUAAUGCAUCUGCAAGAAUGUGGAGAUAGAUUCCGUGCAUAUUCUCAUGAUGAUGGUCACCGUGCGAAUGGGAGUGGCCAUGUCCGUGAUGAUGUGCGUGAUCAAAGGCCAAAAUGCCAACCAU
Messenger RNA from Coccidioides immitis RS, 2589 nucleotides. Its product is annotated as acetyl-CoA C-acetyltransferase. Gene Ontology annotation, biological process: fatty acid beta-oxidation. Bases 134 to 1438 code for a protein of 434 amino acids. The record is from RefSeq and is a predicted model, not a curated record. Lineage: Eukaryota; Fungi; Ascomycota; Eurotiomycetes; Onygenales; Onygenaceae. The transcript is spliced from 3 exons. Gene Ontology annotation, molecular function: acetyl-CoA C-acetyltransferase activity.